CAUUGUACCAACAGGCAUUACUACAGAUUACUAAACGCGGGGCUCUCGGGAGGACCCAAACAACUUGUACCGGAAAUUGUGAGAGCAUGAAGUAAACAUUGGAGUUAACCCUCAAAUUAUCUGACUUCCAGCUCUUUCAGACUCCUCGGAGUGGGUAAAAUGAACAACAUGUCACCUGAGGUUGCUCUGCACCGGAUCUCCCCUGAGCUGCGGCCCUUGCUGUGCAGCGUGGUGAGAAACGGCCGUGUGGGGCUGGACUCCACAAACUGCCUCCGUGUCACAGACCUCAAAACUGGAUGUACAUCUCUGACCCCUGGUCCUUGCUGUGAUCGUUUUAAACUUCACAUCCCCUAUGCUGGAGAAACCCUGAAAUGGGAUAUCAUAUUCAAUGCACAGUAUCCCGAAUUACCUCCAGACUUUAUUUUCGGAGAAGACGCAGAGUUUCUGCCUGAGCCCUCAGAGUUACCACACUUGGUCCACUGGGAUGCGGAGAACCCAGAAUGUUUGCUCCAGCUGGUGAAGGAGCUCAUCCAGCAGUACCAUCACUACCAGUGCCAGCGUCUGCGUGAGAGCUCCAGACUGCUCUUUGAGUACGACAGCCUGCUGGAAGAUCCAAACUACGGCCGCAACAUGGAGAUUUACGCCGGGCGCAAGAACAGCUGGACGGGAGAAUUUUCGGCCCGUUUUCUUCUCAAACUCCCCGUGGACUUCAGCAACAUCCCCGUCUAUCUCCUUAAGGACACGGCCCUGGACCCUGGAGAGGACGUGGCCCUUCUCUCUGUGAGCUUUGAGGAUGCUGAGGCUACCCAAGUCUUUCCUAAACUGUACCUUUCCCCCAGCAUCGAACAUGCUCUGGGAGGCUCAUCAGCACUUCAUAUCCCAGCAUUUCCCAGCGGAGGAUGCCUAAUUGACUAUGUCCCUCAAGUGUGUCAGUUACUUACCAACAAGGUGCAGUAUGUUAUCCAAGGAUAUCACAAGAGGAGGGAAUACAUCGCCGCUUUCCUCAGCCACUUUGGAACGGGGGUGGUGGAGUAUGAUGCUGAGGGGUUCACAAAACUCACCCUUCUACUCAUGUGGAAAGACUUCUGCUUCCUUGUGCAUGUGGACCUCCCACUGUACUUCCCCAGGGACCAGCCCACCCUCACCUUUCAGUCUGUGUAUCACUUCACCAACAGCGGUCAGCUCUAUUCUCAGGUGCAGAAGUCGUAUCCCUACAGCCCGCGCUGGGACGGCAAUGAGAUGGCCAAGAGGGCAAAGGCAUACUUCAAGAGCUUCAUCCCUCAGUUCCAAGAGGGAGCCUUUGCCAAUGGAAAACUCUAGUACACUCUUUCGCUUAAUGACAUGCCUGGAGAGCUGCCUGUGGGAGUGUCUUUUUGAGUGUGUGUUUGUACGUGCCAUUGUGCACCUGUAUGUGAGUGUGCCCAUCUGUGGAAUGUACUGUAGUGAGAAUGACGACGUGCUUCCUGCACAGACUCUUUGAAUCCCAUCUGAAAAUGGUUGCUUCUCAGUCAGUACCUUCACUUUUUAAUAGUAUUUUCCUGUAGAUUGUAGUGGUACAGGCCCUGCAGCACGACACAUCCAAACGCUGGCUGCACUAACAAUCGAUUUGCAUGAAUUCCAGAACAAUAAACGGCUUUUAUUUUGAAAAGUAACUCCAAACUCCGACGGGAGAUUCAUUUGACAGCCAGUACAGUACGAUUAGUCUGUUGGGUCUAACAGUAAGUAGAGUUGUAUUGUUGUGUUUUGCCAAGCCACAGAUGACUUGAGUCACAACAGUCCAUCCAGAGAUACUGUGAAGCGAACGCAUCUUAGCAUACACGAACAUUACAGAGAGCUAUCCGGACAAUGCGAAAUGUUUUCGUUUUCCAUUUGCGUUUUUUUUUUCCCCCACUCACGUGAUUCCAUGUCACGUUUGUUUCCUCUUUCUAUGUUAAAUUCCAACUUGUAUUUUUAAUCACUAAAAUGUCAUAUGUGUUGUUUGUGAAACCUUUUACUGACAAACUGACUGCUCUGUAGGUUACUGAUGAAUGUGAUUCUCAAAACUUCUAUUCAGUAAAAAAGAAAUGUGUAUACCCUGA
This is a messenger RNA of Mugil cephalus (flathead mullet), 2078 nucleotides long. RefSeq names its product BRISC and BRCA1 A complex member 2 (gene babam2). Lineage: Eukaryota; Metazoa; Chordata; Actinopteri; Mugiliformes; Mugilidae. Gene Ontology annotation, cellular component: BRCA1-A complex; BRISC complex. The transcript is spliced from 12 exons. Bases 160 to 1320 code for a protein of 386 amino acids. Gene Ontology annotation, biological process: double-strand break repair. The record is from RefSeq and is a predicted model, not a curated record.